AUGUGCCCUUCGUGCGAACCAGAGCCCGUCGCCAACGGGGCCACCAACGGACAUGCUAAUGGCCAAACCAACGGCAAUGGCACGUCAAGUGCAACUGGCAGCGAUCAUCCAGGCUUCACAGCCAUCGAGACCAAAUCAAACCCACAUCACCGGUCCAACCCAUACCAACCAGUCGGCGACUUCUUGAGCAACGUGAACAACUUCAAGAUCAUCGAGAGCACCCUCCGCGAGGGCGAGCAAUUCGCCAAUGCAUUCUUCGAUACUGAGACCAAGAUCAAGAUCGCCUUGGCGCUCGACGAUUUUGGUGUUGACUACAUUGAGUUGACUUCGCCUGCCGCAUCCGAGCAAUCAAGGCUUGACUGCGAGGCAAUUUGCAAGCUGGGAUUGAAGGCUAAGGUUCUUACCCAUAUCCGAUGCCAUAUGGACGAUGCUAGAAUUGCUGUCAAGACUGGUGUUGACGGAGUUGAUGUUGUUAUCGGCACUUCAUCAUACUUGAUGGAGCACUCCCACGGAAAGGACAUGACAUAUAUCACCAACACCGCUAUCGAAGUUAUCAACUACGUCAAGUCACAUAACAUCGAAAUUAGAUUUUCCAGUGAAGACUCUUUCCGGUCAAAUCUUGUCGACCUCCUCUCCAUUUAUUCUACAGUUGAUAAGAUCGGUGUCAACCGAGUUGGUAUCGCUGAUACCGUCGGCUGUGCCUCCCCCAGACAAGUCUAUGACCUGAUCAGAACACUCCGUGGCGUUGUUGGCUGCGAUAUUGAGACACAUUUCCACAACGAUACUGGCUGUGCAAUUGCAAAUGCCUAUUGUGCUCUCGAAGCCGGUGCCACCCAUAUCGACACUUCAGUCCUGGGUAUCGGUGAGCGAAAUGGUAUUACCCCUCUCGGUGGCCUUAUGGCACGCAUGAUUGUUGCCGACAGAGAUUAUGUUAUGGGCAAGUACAAGUUGCACAAGCUCAAGGAGAUUGAGGAUCUCGUUGCACAAGCUGUUGAGGUCAACAUCCCAUUCAACAACUACGUGACUGGCUUCUGCGCAUUCACCCACAAGGCGGGCAUCCACGCCAAGGCCAUUCUCAACAACCCAUCAACUUACGAGAUCAUCAACCCUGCUGAUUUCGGCAUGACGAGAUAUAUCCACAUUGCCUCGCGAUUGACUGGAUGGAAUGCUAUCAAGUCAAGAGCUACUCAAUUGAACCUUCACAUGACAGAUGAGCAAUAUAAGCAAUGCACAGUUAAGAUCAAGGCCAUGGCAGACGUACGGCCUCUCGCCAUCGACGAUACCGAUAGUAUCAUCAGCGCUUUCCACCGAGGACUCAAGCUGGGCACAGACGUCCCACUGCUACCAGAUCUGACUGAGGAGGAGCAGAAGCUGCUUGACGAGAAGGUCAAGGCUGAUGCGAUUGUGGCAUAG
Venustampulla echinocandica is the source of this 1413-nucleotide messenger RNA. Its product is annotated as putative Homocitrate synthase, mitochondrial. Gene Ontology annotation, molecular function: homocitrate synthase activity. The record is from RefSeq and is a predicted model, not a curated record. NCBI's taxonomy places the organism in Eukaryota, Fungi, Ascomycota, Leotiomycetes, Helotiales, Pleuroascaceae. The coding region runs from base 1 to 1413 and encodes 470 amino acids. Gene Ontology annotation, cellular component: mitochondrion. The transcript has 6 exons.